This is a messenger RNA of Myripristis murdjan (pinecone soldierfish), 2277 nucleotides long. Its product is annotated as primary amine oxidase, liver isozyme-like. Gene Ontology annotation, cellular component: plasma membrane. The coding region runs from base 1 to 2277 and encodes 758 amino acids. Gene Ontology annotation, molecular function: primary methylamine oxidase activity; quinone binding; copper ion binding. The record is from RefSeq and is a predicted model, not a curated record. Gene Ontology annotation, biological process: amine metabolic process. Lineage: Eukaryota; Metazoa; Chordata; Actinopteri; Holocentriformes; Holocentridae. The transcript is spliced from 5 exons.
AUGGACUCCAAAAGGAUUUACACAGUCCUCCAAUAUCUUCUGGUUGUCAUAGCAGUUGCUUCACUGAUAGGGAAUUGUGUCUUGAUAUGGCUCAACACCGAACGUACACCGAAGUGCCCUUCACAAUCUGUGAACCCAAUCCCACCUGCAAGGCACAAUGAACGCAGUGAUGUCUUUGCUGACUUUUCAAUGGAGGAAUUCCUUAAGGUGCGUGACUAUGUAUCCAAGAUCCCAGGAAUGAACAUAUCAAUUGACCCAUUUUCACCUCCUUCGACUGAUUACCUCUAUCUGAUCGACCUGUCCCUGCCAAAGAAAGGGGACAUUUUGCACUAUCUGGAUGCCAAUGGACCCAAACCAGUGAGAGAGGCAACAGCAGUGGUUUUUCAUGGUACCACGGGCAACAUAAAGGAAUAUGUGGUGGGUCCUCUCCCCAACCCAAUGUACCAUCGAGACGUCACCUUCGAGAGGUAUAAAACGGAGAUCCCUUUGACUGCAAGUCCCUUGCGCUUAUGGGACUAUAUUGCCUUAGAUUUGUUUAUCCGCUCUGCCCUUAUACCGGUCAGACGACUAUUGAAUGAGAGUUUUGGUCCUCAUGUAACUUCAGACCCAACUUUCUAUAAUGGCUUGCCCAGCGGGGUCAAAUCAGGGGAGAGACAGACGUGGAUUUCAAUCUGUCGAAAAGUGGAAGGUUCCUAUAUCCACCAAGUGGGCUUUGAGAUGCUAAUCGACCACCGAAGCACUGCGGUUUUGAGGUGGCGUGUUAUUAAAGUGGUUUAUAACGGUCAGUACUUUAACAGCAUACAGGACCUAAAAAAGCAAUAUGAGGCAGGAACUGUGUCGAAAAUCAUCUUCAAACCUGUGCAGAAUCACGCAUCACUAAAACCCAAGGAGAAACCCACAGGCAUGGGACCCCAGCAGUUUUACACACAAGGCAAGCGCUACAGUGUGAAGAAUAACCACGUCAUCUACCUUGACUGGAGCUUUGCCUUUGGUCUGAGCCCACUUGCAGGGAUGAGAGUUUUUGAUGUUCGUUUCAGAGGGGAAAGGAUCAUCUAUGAGCUCAGUGUUCAAGAAGCCAUGUCGGUUUAUGGCUCUGCCACUCCAAAUUUGAUGCUCACCAAAUUCCUUGAUGCUAGCAUAGGUAUCGGGCGAUUUGCCUAUGAGCUGGUCCGAGGGGUUGAUUGCCCAUAUUUGGCUACCUACAUUGAUACUUUUCACUUUCUGGACACUGGAAUUCCACGUCUGCUUAGAAACUCAAUUUGCGUCUUUGAGCAUGACAUGGGACGUCCUCUAAGGAGACACUUUUCAGAAUCAAACUUCCUAACCUAUGGUGGAGUAGCAAACAGUGCCCUUGUGUUCAGGACCAUCACAUCCAUAGGAAAUUAUGAUUAUACGUGGGAUUUCAUCUUCUACCAGAGCGGUUCAGUGGAGGCAAAGGUUUACGCCACUGGGUACAUUGUCUCCUCAUUCACUGUGAAUGGCAGUUUUCUAUAUGGGCACCAAGUGGCAGAAAAUGUCACUGGGAAUAUCCAUACGCAUUUUCUCAACUUCAAAGUGGACCUUGAUGUUUUGGGAGUCAAGAAUGUAUUCCAGACCAAAGACAUGGAGUUUGUCAAUGUGUCUGUGCCCUGGAUGCCUGAACGUUACGCCAUGGUGCCUCAGUUGGUGGAGAAACAGCUCAAAACAGAACAGGAGGCAGCUCUGCGUUACGACACAAAGACUCCUCGCUACCUGCACAUCGCCAGCAACCAGACAAACCGUUGGGGUCACCAGCGCUCCUACCGGCUCCAAGUGACUAGCUUUGCUGGGGAUCACCUGCCAGAGAGUGAACCCGAGGAGAGGGCCAUGUCUUGGGCCAGGUAUAAGGUGGCCAUCACUAAGCAUAAGGACUCGGAGCAGGCUAGCGGCAGUCUGUACAAUCAAAACAACAUCUGGGCUCCUGCGGUAGACUUCAGCAAGUACAUUGAAGACAACGAAAGCAUUGAGAAUGAGGACUUGGUUGCCUGGGUGACCACUGGAUUCCUCCACAUUCCCCACUCCGAGGAUAUCCCCAACACGGUAACCGUGGGCAAUGCAGGCGGAGUCUUGCUUCGACCCCACAACUACUUUGACGAAGAACCAUCCAUCCACUCUCCUGAUGCGGUGUACAUCAGCUUGGGUACCGAACAGAGCUGCGACAACAACAGGGUGGCCUGCCUUGCUCGAGAGACCUGCAGCCCCGUGUUCGAACCUUUCACCUACAAUGGGUUUGAAGGAGUCACAAGCGGGGAGACAUGA